CGCAGUUUAUUUAAAGCGCUAAAUUCUAAAAGUGCUGAACGGAUUUUGAAAUUAUAUGAUAAUUUUCAAAUAUUUACCAAUAAAUGUCGAAAAAAGUGUUUUAUAAAAAUUAUAAUUAAUUAAAAUCUAACUUAAUUAACUUUAGUAAAUUAAUAAAAACUUGUGAAACCGAAGCAAGUAGAGCCAGAUAAGCUACAUAUUGAUGUAAUAUUAUAACUACAUAUUAAAAUAAAAUUGAGAACUGUUUGAAUGUAAUCAAACUAUAGCUACCUACCUAUAUCUAGGUUACAAUUUACAUAUCCAUAUGAGGACAUUUCGAUAAUUGACCACAAAAUUAAUUGUCCAUUACAUUGCAUGUGAUUGCACGCAGCUCCAACGCACAGCAGGUCAAACAUUAUUCGCGAACAACAUAACGACCGUACUAACAGCGGCGUAAUUAUCGAAAUCACUCCGUAAUAGACGCACUCGAUGCAACAUCCUGUGCUUUUAAAUUGAACCUAUCACCUUUUGUGCGCAGUCUCUAUUUACACUCAUAACGCGAACGCCUGAAAAACCGCCCGCAAUCAUGCUCGCUCACGUUUUUAUUAUCCUAGUGCUUUCAAAUACAGUUUUGAGCCAAAUAAACGGUGAAUUUUGGUGGUUAAAUAAAAAGGUCGCAGAGUUGCAAAAUAUUGAACCACCACAACCUGUAUUCGAAGAAAUCAGUGAAUUUGAAACUGAUGAAAGUGUGAAAGUAGUGUUCAAAGACAAUGAGCUGAAUUCUGGUGAGAGGACGAGUGUCAAAGAAAGCAAAGAUAGAUUUCAAGUUCAGAACAAAAUAUUACCUUAUAUUGUGUUUAUUGACGAUCCUACAAAAUUAACCAAACAAAAUGUUACUAAAAACAUUUCUGUAAACAAUAACAAUAUUAUGAACAAAGAUAAAGUGACAAAUUUAACAUCGUGGAAAGAAUCUUCUGGUUUUAAAAAUGAAAACAGUAGAGAUGAAUUUAGAUUUAUAUUUCCCGAAGAAUGGGAGGAUAAAAUAAAAAAUUACCCUAAGAGAAAUGAUUCUAAAGAUUCAAAGUUAACAAAUGAGAACAAUAAAAACCAAAAAACUCCUAAAAUUGUUCUAAAUGACAAAAUAUGGUUUGAAGAAGAAAAAAAAGAUGCCGAAACUGAAAGUAUUUGCACGUUUGUUAGUUCACAUGAAUGUUUUUUGCGAAAAGGAUUUGUUCAUAUGCCAAGAUCUUGUCCAAACAAUAUUCCGUCUGAUGCGUGCAAAGUUUGUUGCGUUCUUCCAUUAACUUCAUCAAAAUCUCGAAAGCCUUAUCCUAUUUACAAGCGACAUAAGCGUUCUGAUCCAAGCGAAAUAUUAAGUACUGCUUUAAAGCAAAGAAACGCUUUACUACUACGAGAAUUUAAUUCUAAUGCGCAACAAGCAAAAUUAAUGACUACAACAUUGCGGUCAACACCUGUUCAGAAAAUUUUAACUCCGGGUGAUUAUGUAGAUCCAUAUUGGAAUAUUAAAAAUAGAAAAUUCCGAAGUCCGAACCAACAGUCUGACCAAAAAUAUUCGAAUGGCAAAGAUUACGAAGAGAACUAUGCUGCAGAAUUGCCCAAGCCCGGUCUCGUCGGUCUUUAUUCUGAUCACGAUGAUCGAGUAACUAGUUGGAAAUUAAAAACGGAUAAAGGAUUCUCUUACGGCGGCAUAGAUGAAGAUAGUGAUGAAGAUGACGGAGGUGGAUUUGGUUACUCAACAAUAGAUCCGAGAUUAAAUAAACGUAAGACAACUGCCUCUAAACAAAGGCGACAUCCGCAACGCUUAAUGACUCCAUCAACCAUUGAAGAUGCUAUGAGCACGUCAGAAAGUCAUACAGUUCACUUCCACUCAACCCCAGAUUUUUGCGUAUUGGAAGGGUUUAAACUUGUCAACUUAGCUGAAAAUAAAAAUAGGUUAAAAAAGCCGGCCUCUGUAAACUUUUAUCCAAGUGAGGAAGAGCUAUCGAUUGAAAAUACAUCUCCGUAUAUAACAGCUUCAGAUCUUGAUUACGGCGAUGCUUUUGAUAUAAAUCUGCAAGUGUUUAAAAAUUGCGGUAAGGAGAAAACAAAAGUCGUAAGCGAUGGAGAGAGUCGUUGCGACCCAUGGCUUGCUGUCGUUGUAUUGACGAAGAACCCAGAGAAUAUUUUGUGCUACGCAACCAUUGUGCAUCCACGGGCAGCUGUGACCGCAGCUAGUUGCGUACACGGCAAAGCGACCGGCGAAAUUUCCGCAAUAGCAGGUGUUUGGGAGCUAAAGGAGCGCACACAAUCGCAACAUCGAAUGGCUUCCAUUCACGUUCACCCACAGUUUAGGGCCGACGAUCUUGCGAACGAUCUGGCUAUACUGCACUGGAAGCGGCCCUUACUUCUGCAAUCAAACGUCUCUCCCGCGUGCCUGGCCGAUCCUCAUGUAGGCGACGAGUGUUAUUUCGUCGGCUGGAGCGGCUACGAUCAAGGUUUGAAAAAUCGGCCACAAUGGCAGCAUGCAACUAUACUGACUCCACGCACCUGCAACGAUAAAAUAUCGUCGCCAGAAGUCGAUAUUCCCAUCAAUGCCUUUUGUGCCGCCGUGGAGACGCGUGGGACUGUCACUGGCGUCGGUGGACCGUUACUGUGUAAGGGGGGUGAUCGUGUGUCGGUGGUGGGUGUGGCCGUAUAUCGAGAAGACGUAGUGGUGCUGUUGCCGGCCUUCGACUGGGUCACCAGUGCUUUACGCGAACUACAGAUCAAGUAGUUCCAAGUUUAACUGCCAAAAUUAAAAUCAAUCUAUCUGUAAUCUGUCGAUAAGUUACUUAGCAAUGUCGUUAUUCGUCAAGUCUUUUUGACAAAUAACAGUGUUGCUAUGUAACUAACUUAUAGACAAGUUAAAGUUAGAUUGAGCAUUAAUUUUGGCCGUAAAUCGCCAAGUAAGGAAUUUUAAUGUUCCUGAAAAAUAGUACGAAACCGGCUUUACAUAAGGAAAUCUGUCAAAUAUGUUCCUCAGUUAAACUAUAUUCUAUAGAUUGAAAAAUUAUCGUCGCUAUUUUAAGCUCGAAGUUACGUUAUACAGGUUUAGUUUUUGUAGCGAUUUUAUUAGUGUUCAAUAAAAUAGUUUAUUAUACUUUUA
Molecule: messenger RNA, 3124 nt
Organism: Maniola jurtina (meadow brown)
Lineage: Eukaryota; Metazoa; Arthropoda; Insecta; Lepidoptera; Nymphalidae
Exons: 8
Coding region: 566-2752 (728 amino acids)
Biological process (GO): proteolysis
Molecular function (GO): serine-type endopeptidase activity
Source: RefSeq, a predicted model, not a curated record